Molecule: messenger RNA, 405 nt
Organism: Medicago truncatula (barrel medic)
Lineage: Eukaryota; Viridiplantae; Streptophyta; Magnoliopsida; Fabales; Fabaceae
Exons: 1
Source: RefSeq, a predicted model, not a curated record
GGAGACCACGUGUUUUUGAGAGUCACUCCUGUGACUGGUGUUGGACGUGCCUUGAAGUCAAAGAAGUUGACUCCGAGAUUUAUUGGUCCGUAUCAGAUAUCGGAAAGAGUUGGAACGGUGGCGUAUCGAGUGGGAUUACCACCACAUCUUUCGAAUUUGCACGAUGUUUUCCAUGUGUCGCAAUUACGGAAGUAUGUUCCGGAUCCAUCUCAUGUGAUCCAAAGUGAUGAUGUGCAAGUCAGAGACAACCUUACGGUAGAGACUUUACCGGUGAGGAUUGAUGAUCGGAAAGUGAAGACGUUGAGAGGCAAAGAGAUACCCCUUGUUAGAGUCGUUUGGGUUGGAGCGACUGGUGAAAGCUUGACGUGGGAGCUUGAGAGUAAGAUGCUGGAGUCUUAUCCAGAG